AUGGCAGGCCUUUCGGGCGGCUCCUGGGGUGCAAGCAAGUACGACAAGUCCGACGUGCUCUGGAUCCGCACCGAGAUGAAUCCCAUCAUUGGCGUGACUACCAGCAGCAGGGUGCCGUGGCGCUAUGCCGGCUACCCGGUCUACCAGAAGGGCUCGGAGAAGCCGUACUACCUCUACAAGGGAGUGCAGAGCACCAUUGAUAUCAAGCAGGUGAAGAAAGCGUCAGCGGAAAUUCCAUCUGCAGUCCAGGUUGACAUUCCUGGAGAAGCUACAAAGACUUUAGAGAGCCCGGAUCGCGAAGUCAUGGCCCUGAUAGAUGCCAUGUUGGGACAAAGUUCUUGCCUGAACAAUCCGAGCCAGUGUGCUUUCCGCUGCUACUAUGACCCGGAAAGUGACAUGUGUGGGCCUGUGGCCUUCUGCAAGAAGGCUGACGACGAGAUGUCCAGCCUGGCCCCGUUUGGCUCCCAGCAAAAAUGCAAGGCAGUUGGCGGCGAAAGCCAUGAGGCUGCGGAUGCUGCCAUCGUGAAUGAAGGGAUUGCUGGUCUGAAGACCAUGGCUCUUGACGUGACGAGGAAGCUGGAGGAGAUGCCAGCAGUCUCCAAAUCCAGCGCAGGGCGAAAGACCAUGAAGGAGACUGCCGCAUUGUGGAAGGAAGCCGGAGACAUCCUCCAGGUCUUUGAAAUACUUCCAUCGAGGCUUGACCCAGACGUGGGGAAGUUCACCAAAGGGCACAAGAGGAUCACUCAGAAUGACAUGAAGCACUGGCGCCAUCGCAAGGACCGCUUGACGGUGGCGGAGUACAAUGCUGCGGCUAUGAAGUCCGUCUCGCAGCUUCAGGACUCGACGGACUUUUCUGUACCUGCGAAACUGCACUCAGAGCUCGUCGAUUUCAUGGUGAAGCGCCCGAAGCUUAUUGUAGAGACAGCCAAGAUGGAGUCCAAGAAGAAGUGUCUGCUGAAGGACGACACGGAAGCCCAGAAGCGGCAGCUGGAAACUUUCACGAAGUACUUCCUGAAGGUUCCUGGUUUUAACAGCGAAGAUCUUUCGGGACAAGUGCUUGAUCUACCAGAGAACUGUCAAGAUUUUCUCAAAACAGUUGGCGAAACAAACAUGGAGGAGUUGAUCAGUUCCGCGGACGAAGCGCAGGAGAACAUGGAAAAGACAUCAUCAGAAUCAGGUGAUUCUCUUUUGGAGUCUUUGGAGCUUAGAUCAGACCGCUUGCGCGAGGCAACCAGUGAGGAUUCAGCGGCCAAUAGUUUAUUGCAAGGCGGAGCCUGGGCGCAUCAUUCGGAAGAGGUCAAAUCAGCCUUCUUCUUCAUCCUCCUUUGCAUCCUCGUUGCCUGGCUGUGCUGUAUGAUCGCUGGAUUAUUGCUGUACGGAGCCCUCCACAACUUAAAAGCCUGCAUGGGAGAAUCUCCGGCCGUGGGCGUCCCAUGUCAAGCCUUCUUUGUGAUGGGAAUGCUCGGGGGCCUGGUUGUCUUUGGUUGCUUUUGUAUGGCAUGGCCGGUCGGCCUCACUGUGCUUCUGGGCUCUAUCCUGCUUGCCUACAAGCUCGAAAACCCUGAUCUGCCAUCAGCAGAACAUCACACGCGAGUGAACACUCACGUGAGCACUCACGUGAAGACAUCGACGCACAAUCAUCAUGUUGUGCACCAUCGGACGGUUGUGGUUCGUCAUGUUGCCGCCUGA
Molecule: messenger RNA, 1689 nt
Organism: Symbiodinium pilosum
Lineage: Eukaryota; Dinophyceae; Suessiales; Symbiodiniaceae
Source: the annotation of a GenBank genome assembly